Molecule: messenger RNA, 2054 nt
Organism: Culicoides brevitarsis
Lineage: Eukaryota; Metazoa; Arthropoda; Insecta; Diptera; Ceratopogonidae
Exons: 4
Coding region: 20-1933 (637 amino acids)
Molecular function (GO): protein binding
Source: RefSeq, a predicted model, not a curated record
ACGCGCAACGUUUCGUUUCAUGGUUUUUGCUUAUUUUUGUCGUGAAAAUUAUCCGAAACAUUCCAAAUUUGCAUCUACAAUGAACGCACAACCACAAAAAAGCCAUGAGAGCUAUUCUCCCAUCGAAAAUCUCCCGGUUGAGAUGUUGCUUGAAAUUUUCCAAUAUUUAGACUCGUGGAGCAUUCGUCGUUGUUCAGAAGUUUGCAUUACUUUCUUUUACCUGACCUCACAUUCACAAUUCAAGAAGUUCUUUCAGUUAAAGAUGUGUGACGUUUUUCUGGCCCCUAAUUGUGACAUCGGAGCGACAUUAGCUGCUGAAAAUCGUACAAACCGAACGUUUGGUUGUCUCAAAUUGGAAAGUGUAACCUUUAAAACGUUAGACUUUGCCAAAAAUUUCUUCCUGCGACUUGGAUCAGAAAUCACCGAUAUCGAAAUAGAAGACACGUUUUUUGAGCCACAAAUGAUACAGAAAGGAUCUGAAACGAAAGACAAGGAUUUUCGCGGGAAUAUUUUGAAUUAUUUUCCAUGCUUGGAAAAAUUAACGAUUGGCAAUUAUUACAGAGUAUUUAGUGAGCUACAAACCUUUCCUUCGUCAUUAAAAGAAAUCUAUGUGAAAUCUAUGGAAUUUUCGAAAGUAAAUGAUGUAAAGGACUCGCUAAUUAACGAAAAAGGCGCGAUGAAUUUGAAAAAAAUGAUUUGCUCUAAAUUGGUUCUUUAUGAUGAUGAGGGUUUUCCAGAAGGUUGGAAGGUUACAAAUGCAGCUUUGGAAAACUUGAGUCAAUUGGAAGGAUAUGGACCUUAUUAUUAUUAUUUCGCAAACAAUUGUAACUUAAUGGAGCAUACAGUACUUGAUGUAUCUCAUAUCACUGGUGUACAAUAUAAACAUUGCGAAGAUACUGUAUUUACGGCUCUAUGUCGUUUUCCGACAAUACAAUCAAUUUCUCUGAAUAUAGUAGAGCCGUAUACUUGCAAGGGUGAUAAUCAUCAGCCAAUUCUAGAUUUUUCGCAUGUCAAAAGUUUUAAAAUGCAUUUUGAACAGGAAGACUUUGAUUGCAUUACUUGCAUUACGAACAUUUUAUCUUCCUUCACUGGCUUAACAAAACUUAAUUUGGGAACGAAUUGGACCGGAUACGAGUACCGUGUAAUUUUUGCUAAUAUGCCAAAAUUGGAGUACCUUGAAUUGCAUGGAAAAAUUCCACGACACUUUUUCGACUCGGCCGAACAUAAUCCGAAUUCAAUUGAGCAACUGAAGAAUUUGCAGCACUUAGUGAUCAAAGAGACUUAUUACCAAUCCAUACCAAGUCUUCCAAACAAGUCAUUUCUACAUUUCUCGUUUCUGCCGAAUCUCAAGACAUUGCGCAUUCGACAACCUUACAGAGAGAACACCAUCAAAAUCAGUGGAAUUCGCCAGUUGGUCCGCCAAUGUCCAAAUAUUGAAACCUUUUCAUUUUCGGAUGAAGAAAUGAGCUAUGAGAUGCUCAAAGAAAUGAUUUGUGGAUGGCCUCGCUUAACGACUUUGCUUCUACCAAACACACCAAUCCCGCACAGAUACACUUGGAAUUUCAUGAAAAAAAAUUGUCGUCGCUUAAAACAUUUGUCUAUCUCACAUUACAAAACCAAUUUGACGUUUGCAAAACAGUGUUCAUUAUUUCAGAGAAUUCCCAGUUUGAAUAUUCUUAUAAAGGGACCUUAUCGUUUUACACGUACUGAUUUUUAUGAGAAAAAUGUUUACUUGCGACAAUUUUCUCAACGUCACUCAGAAAUUUCAUUAAAAUACAAACCUUCGACAACUGUAUCGAAAUCCAAGAAAAAAUCUCGUUUCAUAUACCAUCAUAGAUAUUUAUGGAAAGCUACAAUAUAUAAAGAGCGUGACCACUAUUAUCAAUAUGAUGAAGAAUAUUAUACUGAUGCAAGCUCGGAAGAAGAAGAGUAAUGUUAGAAGGGUCUAAAAGAUAGAAAAUAAUUAGAAUUCUACCUUCUUCUACUUUACGUUAAAAUGUUCAAAUGAAACGUCGAUAGAAUAUAGACUAAAAGAAAAACUGAUUUUCAAUUUU